UUUUCGCUGAGAAGGUCCUCAUCAACAUUGGAACGUGGUUGAUAUCACACUUGCAUCGCUCGCUCUAAUAAAAUACACCCUUAAAUCUCAAUCCAGGUGUAAGAGAAAGUCUUACUUUGGUUGUUUAGCUCUGCGGUUAUUUUCUCAACACAACAUAUAGUUCUAGCCAUGUUCCAAGCACGAAUUUAUCCCGUGUCUGCUUCGCCGAGGUGUGCUACUCCGUCCACUGAACUCGAAACCGUCGCGGUGAAACGAAACAUUGGAUGUCGACUUGGACUAUGCAUUGGUCUCCAACAAGACACAGUGCUGAAGAAACAACAGCGUCGCCAAGUGUGGAUAAUGGUGGUGAUGACACUUAUUCCCAUCAUAACUCUGGCAAUCCUGGCAGUUGUUCUGAUGACAAACUCCAGCGUGUACACCGUCCGGCUGCAAUGGCUGAGGAACGAGGUCGGUGGAAGCGUGGAGAACGCCGGUCAGUUGAUCCACCGCCUGCAGAUCGAGAGGGGAAUGACCGCCUUCUACCUGUCUUCCGGCAACAGAGAAGAGCUGGACAAACUCCUGGGCAUCUACGAGCAGACCGACUCGGCCAUCGAUAACAUCUCCUGGGUAAACGACAAUCCCCGUGAGGUGCCUGAUUUUUUUGAAAGCAAGGAGCGCUACCGGGCUCAUCUUGUCCUAUUCCGUGAGAGGUUUGUGUCAACAGGUGGAUCCAACACGAGCAUCCCCGACAUCAUGACCUUCUAUACCACUGAUAUAGAUGUAAUCAUCGGUUGGCUCUCGGAGGGGAUACAACUGCAUGAUCCCGCCGGUGGGCUCUGGUCCAAACUCAUCUCUUACCAGCUACUGCUUCUAGCCAAAGAGCACACCGGCAAAGAGAGAGCCAUCGGAAGCAUAUUCUACUCGCGCGGGGGUUUCAGCCAAAACGAUGACUUCAUCUGGUUCAUGAAUGAGAGUGUCGCGGGGAAGAGGUUCCUGGACAUAGCCUUACAAUUCUCAUCGUUUCUACAACAGGCCUUGAAGGAGGCAAUCGACAACAAUGUGACAAGUCAAAUUGAGAACAUGCGAUCCGAGAUCCAUCUCAAUAAUCACCAGUUGCUGGAACCGUCACUAGCCAAGGGUGACAGGUGGUUCCAAAAUAUGACCCAUUUCAUCAACGACCUCCUCCAAUUACAGACUAAACUGGGCAACUCGAUCAUAGAGGAGCUGAACUCCGACAUGAAAUGGAGCUUGUCGUACGUGGUGGCCUACGCCUUUCUGCUCUUCACUGUUCUCAUCACGGGCCCACUGAUCAUCCGGGGCAUCAUCCGCCAGACCCAUCACAUCCAACACGUGGGCGACUCCCUGCAUCGCAAGACGCUGGAACUCCGAGAAGAAAAGAGGAAAUCGGACUCGCUGCUGCAUGAGAUGCUACCCAAGGUGGUAGCUGAGCAACUCAAGCUGACGGGCCAAACACCCGCUGAGAGCUACGACGAAGUGACGGUUUUCUUUUCAGAUGUGGUCAACUUCACUGCUAUGUCGGCUAUCAGUUCACCUAUGCAGGUAAUAGUGAUGCUGAACACUUUGUACCAAUCUUUGGACGCCCUCAUCGACCGUUAUGAUGUCUACAAGGUGGAGACAAUUGGGGACGCAUACAUGGUUGUUUCAGGGGCUCCAAAUCGCAAUGGCAGGCGCCAUGCACCAGAAAUGGCCAAGCUAGCUCUGGCCAUCUACCGAGAGAUGGCUACUCUACACAUCCCCCAUCUGCCGGACCACACAUUCCAGCUCCGCAUCGGCAUUCACACGGGUCCGUGUGCCGCGGGCGUAGCUGGCUCAACAAGACCGCGUUAUUGCCUGUUUGGAGAUACAAUCAAUACGGCGUCUCGAAUGGAGUCUACUGGAGAACCUGGACGAAUUCAUAUCAGUCAGGCCACACGGGAGGCCUUACUCCGUGUGAACAACGACGAAGGUGAAGAUGAGGAGUUUUACGUUACACUGCGCGGUACAUUAGACAUCAAGGGGAAAGGUGCGAUGACAACAUACUGGUUAUUAGAGAGGCCUGCCGUGGAAAACCAACAACCGACGUAGUGAGCACCGCACGGAAAUAGACAUAUCAGGCAAAGAAUAUUUUAUAUUAAAAGGUGUGCAUUGUCAGAUGAUAAACUAUCAUUCCGUAACCUAUUACACGAAGAAAAAAAAAAAGGAGUCUAACUCAAGGAUUGUGGGGUUAUGUUAUUCGUAAACUAGCAGUGCGUUCG
Molecule: messenger RNA, 2234 nt
Organism: Patiria miniata (bat star)
Lineage: Eukaryota; Metazoa; Echinodermata; Asteroidea; Valvatida; Asterinidae
Exons: 6
Coding region: 169-2064 (631 amino acids)
Biological process (GO): intracellular signal transduction; cGMP biosynthetic process; receptor guanylyl cyclase signaling pathway
Molecular function (GO): guanylate cyclase activity; peptide receptor activity
Source: RefSeq, a predicted model, not a curated record